This is a messenger RNA of Triticum dicoccoides, 1454 nucleotides long. Its product is annotated as probable amidase At4g34880. The transcript is spliced from 5 exons. The annotation marks the transcript as partial. The record is from RefSeq and is a predicted model, not a curated record. NCBI's taxonomy places the organism in Eukaryota, Viridiplantae, Streptophyta, Magnoliopsida, Poales, Poaceae.
CACGCCGUCAUCCAGGUCAACCCGGACGCGCUCAGGCAGGCGGCCCGCGCCGACGCCGAGCGCUGCUCCGUUCGCCGCAGUCGGGCUAGCGGCGCGCUGCGCGGCGUGCCCGUCCUGCUCAAGGACAACAUCGCCACGCGCGACGCGCUCAACACCACGACCGGGUCGUUCGCGCUGCUCGGCUCCAUGGUGAGGCGGGACGCCGGUGUGGUGCGCAGGCUGCGGCGCGCCGGGGCCGUGGUGCUGGGCAAGGCGAACAUGGACGAGUGGGCUAACUUCCGCAGCUUCUCCGGCGGCGGCUGGAGCGCCCGCGGUGGCAAGGGCAGGAACCCCUACGUGCUGUCGGCCACACCGUGUGGGUCAAGCACGGGGUCGGCGAUCGCGGCAGCGGCGAGCAUGGCGGCGGUGACGCUGGGGACGGAGACGGACGGCUCGAUACUCUGCCCGGCGUCGCUGAACUGGGUGGUGGGGAUCAAGCCCACGGUGGGGUUGACCAGCCGGGCUGGGGUUAUUCCCAUCACACCACGCCAAGACACUAUCGGGCCUAUUUGCCGCACUGUGGCUGAUGCAGUCCACGUGCUGGACGCCAUCGUUGGCUAUGAUGCCCUCGACCCUAAUCCAACGAUGGAAGCUUCUAAGUACAUCCCUCGCGGUGGAUACAUGCAGUUCUUGAAAAAAGGUGGCCUUAGUGGGAAGAGGAUCGGCGUUCCUAGUGGCUUCUUCAACUUCCCAAACGGAACUGUGCAACAGAUGGCCUACGCGCAACAUCUCAACACAAUGAGGAAACAAGGAGCAGUUAUGAUUGAGAACCUUGACAUAGAGAAUUUAAGUGUCCUAUUGGAUUCCCAAAACAAUGGCCAACAGAUCGCAUUACCAGCAGAGUUCAAGUUAAGCCUCAACUCCUAUCUGUCAAACUUAUUAUAUUCCCCAGUUCGGUCGCUUGCAGAGAUCAUAGCUUUCAACAAUGCACAUCCUGUUGAGGAAAACAUGAAGGAAAAUGGUCAAACCGUAUUCCUGGUGGCUGAGAACACGACGGGCAUCGGUGCCUCGGAGCAAGAGGCGAUCAGUCAGUUAAACAAGCUGUCCGCCAAUGGGUUGAAGAAGUUGAUGAGGGAGCACGAGCUAGACGCCAUCGUGACACCUAACAAUGCAGUAUCCUCAGUGCUCGCCAUUGAUGGCAUGCCGGCCAUCACCGUGCCGGCUGGGUACGGCAAGCUGGGGGUGCCGUUUGGUCUCUGCUUUGGCGGGUUGAGAGGGUACGAGCCGAGGUUGAUCGAGAUGGCGUAUGCCUUUGAGCAGGUUACCAUGGUCAGAAAGACGCCCACGUUCUUGCCAUAGAACUGGCAAUGCGGAGAGGUCGUGUUGGGACUUGUUUAUUUUCGUGCCACGGUGUUUAUGUACGUCUAUGGUGUAAAUCAUGUUGGCACUUCGUUAUUACUGUUGGAUGGACCGUC